Saccharomyces cerevisiae S288C is the source of this 336-nucleotide messenger RNA. It is a transcript of the gene QRI5, whose product is annotated as mitochondrial 37S ribosomal protein mS38 QRI5. Bases 1 to 336 code for a protein of 111 amino acids. The record is from RefSeq and is marked reviewed. Gene Ontology annotation, cellular component: mitochondrion; mitochondrial inner membrane. NCBI's taxonomy places the organism in Eukaryota, Fungi, Ascomycota, Saccharomycetes, Saccharomycetales, Saccharomycetaceae. The transcript has a single exon.
AUGCUAGGAAGGGCAUUGCGACCUGGGUGGCUGGGCAUUACUAGGACGGUGGUUAAGAAACCAAGUUGCGGGUCCUACUUUAACAGAACCUUUCAAACAGCAAUUAACACUACAAUGCCUCCCAUGCAAGAGGGCAUGCUGAGUACAAUGAUGAUGAUGACGGCUACGGCAACAAGGAUCACUGGCACAGUCAGUGAGCCAUUAAACGGUUCAAAUAUAGUGAUGCAACUCGAUUCAGUGAUGAGAAAGAGGAAAAAAAAGAUGAAGAAACACAAACUGCGGAAAAGAAGAAAGAGGGAGAAGGCAGAAAGAAGAAAGCUAUCUCAGGGUAGAUAA